Molecule: messenger RNA, 1966 nt
Organism: Portunus trituberculatus (swimming crab)
Lineage: Eukaryota; Metazoa; Arthropoda; Malacostraca; Decapoda; Portunidae
Product: cilia- and flagella-associated protein 157-like
Exons: 8
Coding region: 7-1416 (469 amino acids)
Cellular component (GO): cilium; ciliary basal body
Molecular function (GO): microtubule binding
Source: RefSeq, a predicted model, not a curated record
GAAAGGAUGGCACCGAAAGGCGGAAAAAAAGGCGGCAAGAAGAAGGGAGGCAAGAAGAAGGAUAAAGGAGAGGAAGAGGAAGAAGGAGAGCAGAAGGAAGCCAUUUCAGAACUGGACAAGCAUUUUUACCUCAACCAGAUACACGGACUGGAGGUCAAGCUGAAGCGAGCCACCAUCCGCUGCGAACAGCUGGUGGAGGCGGAAAGUCACGCCAGGAGCCAGUAUGAUCUUCUUAUGCGAGACAAGACCGAUGUGAUCAACUUUCUCAAGGCCAGGCUGUCCUCGACAAGCGACGAGGUGGAGGAGUUGCGGAGUCGUCUGGCUGGACUGGUGAAGGCGAAAGAGGCAGAGCAGCAGCAGUACGAGGAGCGGCUGGCCACCCUCGCCAAGGACGCCGAGAACACCCGAUUGGACCUCAACGACAAGAUCAUUGCACUGACCCGCAAGCUGGAGAGCCUCGAGGAGUUCCGGCAGCACAAGGAGGAGUUGGAGGGCAAGCUGUCGGGCCUGGAGGAGGAGCUUGCCACCAGCAGAGAGGAACACAAGGAAAAGGUGAGUUACCUGGAGAGGGCGUCGCUGGUGGAGGCGGCUGCCCAGCGAGCAGAACUAGAAGCCCGCAUCACCAGGAUCACGGAGGACCUGCGCCGCGCCGCCCAGACAGAGAUGCACUCCACCACGCGCCGCGCCCUGCAGGAGAACGAGGCCCUCACCCGUCAGCUGGAGGUAUUCCGCUCCCGCAUCACCGCCCUCAGGACAGACAACAAUAAUCUGAGGGACGCGCUCUCCGACUCACAGGUGCGUGAGGGUCUGCUGCAGGACACGGUGAGGCAGGUAACGGCCCGGGGGGAACGGCGCGCCAGGCUGUUGCAGGCAGUCACCGAGAAGGCUGAGGAGCAGGCCCGCGUGUGGAGGGACUACCAUCGCCUGGCUCGGGACAACACCCAGCUUCGCCGUGACCUACAGGCUGUUCAAAGUGAAGUUGACAGCGCCACUCAGACAGCAUGUGAUCUGCGACAACGUAUGGUGGAGAAGGACGUGGCGCUGGAGCUGACAGCCUGCCACCUUCGUCAGCAGGAAGCAGCUCGCUCCACCUUGCAGGAGGCCAUCACGUCGGCCUUGUCUCUGCUGCAUCAGGCUGCCUUCCAGAGUGAGACGACGAAGGAAGUAGAGGCCACAGGUGCCAUCCUGCAGCAACUGGUUACGCUGCUCACCUCAGCAGAGCAAGCUCAGCUGUAUGCCACAACCGAGCCUGCACAUCCGUCCCCACCUACAGUGGCUCAAGGCGGUGGUGGGCGUGAUGACGAUGUUCAGAAAGAGGGUCGUCGGGAAGGCAGUGGGCAAGUCCAGUACCAUGCCGGGGACUUGGGUCUGCUGCCGCGCCCCUCACGUAAGGCGAGAUCCACCACACCGGACUAGUGACCGACCAUCCAUACGCAUAAAAUCAGAGCCAAUACCAGCCGUUAUUGACUACAUGAAGGAUGUUCCGCUGUGUUCAUCUCCACCCAGCAACCAACCACCGUGCACCUCUCUGGGUACGGGAGGUAGCGUGAAGCCUAGCAUGUUGCGUCGUCAUAGAUGGUUAACAGUACCACAUUUUCACGGAUGGAUGACAAUACUGUACUAUCGAGUCAUAAAAGGUUUACGUUUAAAUUAAAAGAGGGAAAGUUGUUUGUUUCAGCAGUUCGCUUCCUUUCAUAUUUAUUAAUUUCUUUUUUUUUUUCCUUUUCUUUUUCUUUCACUUACUUGUGCCAAAUAAUACCUGAUUAUUUUGCCAAACAUUCUGAACUGGGUGAGUUGACGGAUGCUCAACACGCUUCAGUGACCGAGUCUUCUACUUAUAUACAGUGCUUUCUUUUCUCUCUCGUACGUCAGCGACAGAGUCAAGAUGAUCAAACCUCAGACCAUCAGUUAAUGUAUUUACGUGCUUGUGAAACUCUAACCUUUUUUUUCUUAUUAUUAUAUUGAG